Messenger RNA from Acanthocheilonema viteae, 798 nucleotides. The record is from the annotation of a GenBank genome assembly. Lineage: Eukaryota; Metazoa; Nematoda; Chromadorea; Rhabditida; Onchocercidae.
AUGUUUCGGAGGAUAUGUCCCCGGCAUCUGAUUUCAUGUAGAAGAGCGCUCUCAGUGGUGAUAUACCCCGCUGCAGUUUCUUUUCCAUCGAUUACCUCUGCUUCGACACGAUUUUUGAACUUAAAUGGCAGUAUUGGGAUCUGCACUUCUCAACAUAUUGUGAAGGUGAAAGUAAAACUAGGCGAGAAUCAAAAUGAGCCUGGCAACAAAAUUGCAACUAUACCGAAUGCUUUAUGCUUAUUCAGAAUUGGAUUGACACCAUUAAUUGGAUAUUUAAUAGUAAAAGAAUCCCACAUGACUGCACUGGCCUUAUUUGCCGUCAGUGGAAUAACGGACUGGUUGGAUGGAUAUAUUGCGCGAAACGUUCGGAAUCAAAGUUCGCUGGUUGGUAGUAUAAUUGAUCCUGUGGCUGAUAAAUUACUCAUCACAACCGUUUUUGUUGCCCUCACUUACGUCAAACUUAUUCCUUUGGCGCUUACCGUUCUGGUUAUUUUACGAGAUAUUGGCCUUAUUAUUGGUGGAGCUGUGACUAGAUACAAAACAAUGGAAAGACCGAUAACACUGGUUCGGUAUUUCAGUCCAUCUAUUUCACCACUUCAAGUCACACCAACGUCUGUCAGUAAGGUAAAUACGGCACUUCAAAUGUGUGCAAUCGCUGGAAGCCUAGCAGCCCCUUUAUUAGGCUUUACAAGUCAUCCCUUUCUAACUUAUAUUUAUUGUGCUACUGCAGCAACAACAAUGUAUUCAGGAUUUCAAUACGCACGACUGACCAGGAUGAAGCCGAUAAAGAAAGGAUAG